GAUGGUAAAAGCAUCAUGUUAUGACAAAAAUGGAGUGAAAAAAGGUGCUUGGAGUGAAGAUGAAGACAACAAGUUAAGAGCCUACAUCCAGAGAUACGGUCAUUGGAACUGGGGUUUACUUCCCAAGUUUGCUGGUGUGUCUAGAAGUGGUAAGAGCUGCAGAUUGAGAUGGAUGAACUACCUCCGCCCAAACAUGAAACAUGGAAAUUUUACAAAAGAAGAAGAUGAUCUGGUUAUUGAUUUACAUAACAAGCUAGGCAACAAAUGGUCAGCAAUAGCUUCAAAGUUGCCAGGAAGAAGUGACAAUGAAAUCAAGAAUCGUUGGAACACACAUUUGAAGAAACGAGCUCUGAUCAGUGAUCACCAAACUGUGGCUGAAAAUGAACACAUUGGAACCCUUGAAUCCGAUGAUCAGGCUAACGUAAACGAAAAUCCAUUCAAAGAAAUAGAUGUAGAACUUGAUCAGCAGGAAGUUGACAGUUUAUUGGCAGAAAUAUUAUCUGAUGAAUCACCAUCAUCUUCUUCACGCACAGAAUUAUCAUCGUAUCCAGAUUAUGGGGUUUUAAGUGAUCUUUGGCCACAAACAUUUCAAGACGAAGUGGUUGGUAAUUUUUGGACGGAGCCAUUUCUACCAGAUAAUGGUGGCAUCGGACCAUCAAGCGAAACCUUAUUGUCACCUUUUAAUUUUGUCAAUGAUUUCAUCUCUCAACCACCUUCUUGCCAGGAUAUGAUGAUGACCAAUGAGUUUUAUUGGUCAACUUUGGAUACAUAUGUAGACGACAAUAUGGAUUUCUUAAAUUGA
Molecule: messenger RNA, 802 nt
Organism: Cynara cardunculus var. scolymus (artichoke)
Lineage: Eukaryota; Viridiplantae; Streptophyta; Magnoliopsida; Asterales; Asteraceae
Product: transcription factor MYB10-like
Exons: 3
Coding region: 2-802 (266 amino acids)
Source: RefSeq, a predicted model, not a curated record